Messenger RNA from Stomoxys calcitrans (stable fly), 1833 nucleotides. RefSeq names its product antichymotrypsin-2-like. The record is from RefSeq and is a predicted model, not a curated record. The transcript has 6 exons. NCBI's taxonomy places the organism in Eukaryota, Metazoa, Arthropoda, Insecta, Diptera, Muscidae. Gene Ontology annotation, molecular function: serine-type endopeptidase inhibitor activity. The coding region runs from base 1 to 1833 and encodes 610 amino acids.
AUGCCAACAAUCAUUUUUAUGGUUGUCACAUUGGCGACCUUGACCAUCCAAGAAGAUGUUGCCUCCUAUAUGAGUGAUGAAGAUUUUUCCAAAAACUCUGAAACCUUUGGCUUCAAGCUUUUCACUGAACUCUCGAAAUCGGAUGAGAAGAAAAAUGUGAUUUUUUCACCAUUUUCCAUACAAACUUGUCUAGCCAUGGCACGAAUGGGCGCUGCUGGAGAAACCGCUGUGGAUAUGGACAAUAGUUUAGGAUUUCCUCCAGUGACAGAAGCAACUUUGGCCGAGAAAUAUUUUACAGUUCUGUCCCCAUAUACCAAUAGCAAUGUCUUGGAGAUCGCCAAUAAGAUUUAUGUCAUGAAGGACUAUGAAGUCAAAGUGAAGUACAACGAAUUGUUGCAGCAAAAAUUUAUUUCCCAAGCAGAAAAUAUCAAUUUUGCUGAAAAUGAUAUGGCAGCAAAGAAAAUCAAUUCAUGGGUGGAUUCAAAAACGAAUCAUUUAAUUCAGAACCUUAUAUCACCUAACAUGUUAAAUAACGAUACUCGUUUGGUUCUAUUGAAUGCCAUACAUUUUAAGGGUGAAUGGUGUAUCAAAUUUAAAGAUUUCUUAACUCGAGACGAAGAUUUCUAUUUGGAUGAAACAAACACAGUCACAGUGAAAAUGAUGCAUGCAACAGCAAAUUUCCGCUAUGGUGACUUUCCGGACUUGGAUGCCACAGCCUUGGAAAUGUUUUAUAAAAACUCUGAUUUGUCAAUACUAGUACUUCUUCCGAAAUCACGCACUGGCUUGGCCAAAUUGCAAGAAGAUUUGAGGUCUGUCUCCUUGAAUGAACUGACGAAAAGUAUGAUUACUACAAGGGUAAUUGUCAGUUUUCCCAAGUUUAAGGCGGAUUUAAGCAAAGACCUGAGUGGUGUACUUAAAGAGGUAAUGGAGAAAUUAUUUUUUAAUGCCUUGUAUAUCUAUGAUUUGGGUAUGAAGCGCAUCUUCUCUACAAGUGCUGAUUUUAGUAACAUGUUGAACUCCUCCGAAUGUCCAGCUAUUUCCUCAGUCAUUCACAAGGCUUGCAUUGAUGUUAACGAGAAGGGGACUAGUGCGGCAGCUGCAACAGCUACCAUACUGAGGGUAACCAAAUCUGUAAGACGAAAAGUUCCAUCACCCAAAAUAUUCAAAGCUGAUCAUGGAUUUUACUAUUUUGUAAGAAAUUCAAAAGGAAUUAACAUGUUUCAGGGUUCCCAAAAAUCAUUAAGCAAGCCUCAUUUUUGGCAUCUUGGUGAGGAAGCCAUUUUGGCACUUACUAACCCUCGACUGACCCAACUGCUUGAUGAAAGCACUCCUUGUUCCGAAGAAAUAAAACGACGCAGUGGCAAACCAUUGCCCAUGGAGAAAUGUACAAAAGAUUCAGUAGCAGCCAGCCUUGAAAUAAAUACACAGGAUUCGGAGAUGCCGCCUUCAAGGCUUAAAUUGCUGAUUGAAACCGCUUCUGCAGGAGCUGAAAAGGAACGUCUAUUCCGCAGAAAGAACGGAGGACAUCGACAUAAUGGUCAAGCGGUUCACGAAGGCCCUGAAUUAUUUACCUAUGUACGCAUGUCCUAUUGUCAAGCCAAGGGGCAAAUAGCGACAGGGGAUUUGGAGAGGACUGGAGCGGGGCCAUGGCUGGAGCGUAAUUGGGGCGGGGUGGCCGGAGCAGGAUUGAGAUUGGAAGCCAUUCCGCUCAGAACAGAAAAAAUGUCACUGCCUCUCCGAUUUAGCUCCAAUCUUGCUACGGCCACGCUCCGAAUCCAUGACAGCGACUACCAUGGUGGACCCCAGGGAACAGCACGAUUGGAACUUCCAUAA